Molecule: messenger RNA, 3430 nt
Organism: Brassica rapa (field mustard)
Lineage: Eukaryota; Viridiplantae; Streptophyta; Magnoliopsida; Brassicales; Brassicaceae
Product: probable inactive receptor kinase At3g08680
Biological process (GO): protein phosphorylation
Molecular function (GO): ATP binding; protein kinase activity; protein binding
Source: RefSeq, a predicted model, not a curated record
UGACUCAUUUCUGUUGAAAGAAGACGUGAAGAACACAAACUGGUUGCAUAGCAUUGAUGAUAGGUCGUCAGAUCAUGGACUAAUGUUUGACAAUGGAGGGUUCGAGCUGCUUCCUGGCCCUUUUGCCCCACUAUAACACACACAAACGCACCACAAGUAAACCAUUUUUUUUCUACAAUAUCUGUUUGCUUCGUUAGUGACAGAGUGAUAAGAUAUAAGGCUUUAGUGGUUCUUGGUUCUCGAGUUAGAAUUGUAACUUUGUAGUUAUAUAAGUAUUUGAAGAGAUGGUAACACAACGUAAGGAUCUGAUUCUUGAAGGAAACGAUUAGAAUGUGAAUGAGGAUAGAAAGGUUCACACACCCAACGUUAAUCAGAAAUAUAGCUAAAGUUAACAAUGGGUAACAGCCAAGCACAACUAACAACAACAAUGGAGUUUUUUUCUUAUCUUGUAUUCCAUAAAAUUGACUUUCAUUAAUGUCAUUUUCACAUUUAAGAGAUUUCAUAUGCUGUCUACAUUGUUACCUUAUCGUCAUAUACCCUCAUUUAUGUCACAUACCAAACUUCCUUCCCCUUCAGGUGGGUCCAUCUUAAAGAAAGAAAGUUCCAUCCCCACCCAAAUUAAAUUUUAUAAAUAUCAAGAUGAAAUAAACAUAAUCUGCAACAUUUCUCCCACUCUUUGUUGUUUUCCUUACCAAUCUAUGCUUUGAUUUUGAAAUACUAUCUUUUCUCAUUACUGAAAAGAGAAUAUCCAUAUGAUUUACACAUUAAAAUCAAUUGAGUUAUUAUCACAUAAGCUAUUAGAAUAUUCCAAAGUCUCACGAAGCCGCCAUAUUUACAUCAAUUGACCCGUUCAAUAAAUACUAAAAUUGAUUUUUUAAAAAGAAAAAGAAUAAAACAAAGAGAAAUUUAAGAAAACGACAAAUAAGUUUAAGAUACGAAUUAAUAAUUUAAAUUCUUUUAGGAAGAGAGUCAAAGGCAUUAAAAGCCAGACAGCAAAGUGCAGACAAGAGAGGAGAGAGAUUGGAAUCUGAAACCGAACAUCGAGAUUUACGUUUCUCCGUUGCCGUCACGCCGAAGCUUCCCUUUCACCUUCAAACACAAAGCUUUAGCUAAAAAUUGCAUCUCUCCCAAAAUCUUUACUUUCUCUCUCUUUUGACUGUUCAUGAUCACUUGGUGGUCACUGAAUCUUAUGGCAAUGGGCGAUUCCAGAUUCUCUGCUACUUUCCGCUUUUGCCUUUAACUCAAGCUUCUUAUUCACGAAAUGCCGUUGUUAAAAGUCAUUCCUCCACUAUCUCUUAGCAUUUAUUCCAUUCAACGAUCAGCUUCCAAUGCCACUUCUCAGGAUUCUCCUAUGAACCCACCUCAAAGUUCAGGUGAAUGAGAAAACUUUGAUGUGAGUGAGCCUACGACUACGAGCAUUAUGAUGAUUGUUUUGGCCUUAAUUAUCCUUUUGGCCUCCCGUUGUUUAUCAGCAGACAUAGACUCAGACAAACAAGCACUUCUCGAGUUCGCAUCUCUUGUCCCCCACGCACGCAAACUCAACUGGAACACCACAAACCCCAUCUGCACAUCAUGGACCGGCAUCACCUGCUCCAAAAACAACUCCCGUGUAACCGCGCUCCGUUUACCCGGAUCCGGACUAUACGGACCAUUACCCGACAAAACAUUCGAGAAGCUUGACGCCCUCAGGAUCAUUAGCCUCCGUUCCAACAACCUCCAAGGAAACAUCCCACUAACCAUCCUCUCUCUUCCUUUCAUCAGAUCUCUCUACUUUCACGACAACAACUUCUCUGGUACCAUCCCUCCCACUCUCUCUCCUCGUCUUGUUAACCUUGAUCUCUCCAACAACUCGCUCUCUGGCAACAUCCCCGCGAGUCUACGGAGCCUGACUCAGCUCACUGAUCUCAGCUUGCAAAACAACUCUCUCACCGGACCAAUCCCUGACCUCCCUCCUAACCUUAAGUACUUGAACCUCAGCUUCAAUAACCUCAACGGCUCAGUUCCUUCUUCUCUCAAGUCCUUCCCAGCGUCAUCCUUUCAAGGGAAUAGCCUUUUAUGUGGAAGUCCUUUAACUCCAUGCCCUGACAACACCACUGCACCAGCGAAAAAGGUUCUCUCUACUGCAGCUAUCGUCGGCAUAGCAGUUGGAGGUUCGGUUCUGUUAUUCAUCCUUCUCGCCGUCAUAACUCUCUGCUGCGCCAAGAAAAGAGAUGAUAACGGGCAAGACAGCACGUCAACAGCGCCAAAAGCUAAAACCAUAAGGAGUGACAACAAAGCUGAAGAGUUUGGGAGUGGGGUCCAGGAGCCUGAGAAGAACAAGCUGGUCUUCUUUGAAGGAAGUUCAUACAACUUCGAUCUCGAGGACUUGCUCAGAGCCUCUGCUGAAGUUUUAGGGAAAGGAAGCUACGGGACGACGUAUAAGGCCAUCUUAGAGGAAGGAACAACGGUUGUGGUGAAGAGGCUGAGGGAAGUAGCAGCUGGUAAAAGGGAGUUUGAGCAGAAGAUGGAAGCUGUGGGGAGGAUUAGUCCGCACGUGAAUGUGGCUCCUCUCCGUGCUUAUUACUUCUCGAAAGACGAGAAGCUGCUCGUGUUUGAUUACUACCAAGGAGGCAACUUCUCCCUGCUUCUUCAUGGAAACAACGAGGGAGGAAGAGCGGCGUUAGACUGGGAAACAAGGCUAAAGAUCUGUUUAGGAGCUGCAAAAGGAAUCUCUCACAUACAUUCUGCAUCUGGUGCUAAACUCCUCCACGGGAACAUCAAAUCACCAAACGUCCUAUUAACACAAGACCUCAAUGCCUGUGUCUCGGACUACAGUAUAGCUCCAUUGAUGAGCCACCACACAUUGCUCCCAUCGAGAAGCUUAGGGUACAGAGCACCUGAGGCCAUAGAAACCAGGAAACACACUCACAAAUCCGACGUGUACAGCUUUGGUGUACUGUUGCUCGAAAUGCUGACGGGGAAAGCAGCAGGGAAGACGGCUGGGCACGAGGAACUGGUGGAUUUGCCCAAGUGGGUGCAGUCUGUGGUGAGAGAGGAGUGGACUGGAGAAGUGUUUGACGUGGAGCUGAUCAAGCAGCAGCAUAACGUUGAGGAAGAGAUGGUGCAGACGUUGCAGAUAGCGAUGGCUUGUGUGUCAAGGCAUCCGGAUUCUAGGCCUUCCAUGGAGGAAGUAGUUAACAUGAUGGAGGAGAUAAGGGCUUCUACAGGCUCUGGUCCUGGUUCUGCUAAUAGAGCUUCUUCUCCUGAGAUGAUCAGAAGCUCAGAUAGCCCGGUUUAGAUUGGUUAUUAUAUUCUUUAUUUCUCAAAAAAAAUUAUUUAGUAGUUCUGUACUUCUAUCUCACUAAUGUAAUUGAAACUGUCAUUGAGUUGUUGUAGUUCUUAGAUUGUUUAUUGUUUGUGUGUGAUUUAAUAAAAUUUUCAGUUUCCUUUU